AUGACAAAGGUUGAAAAAAAGACAGAGUCCUACAAAAAGGGGGAUCGGACGCAGCAGGAGAAAAUUAGAAAAAGACGUCAUAACUUGUUUAAACGCAUUAAAGAGUUCCAGGAUCGGUAUGAAAUUGAGACAUGGGUAACGAUGAGAAUGCCAACCGGUCGGAUCUACAUGUUUUCUACUAAUCCCGAUGAGCAUGCUCCCACUGAGGAAGAAAUAAGGGAAAAGAAAUUGCCUGUCGUGCACAAGACGUCGGCCGAUUAUGCUCCUCAAUCUCAUGAUCCAUUUGUGUUACGAGACCCACCUCCACUCCCACGUCAACAUGAUAAAAAUUCCCCCGCUCCAAGUUCAGACAAUUUAUUCAACUCCACUAAUCCAUUAUGA
Molecule: messenger RNA, 381 nt
Organism: Talaromyces proteolyticus
Lineage: Eukaryota; Fungi; Ascomycota; Eurotiomycetes; Eurotiales; Trichocomaceae
Exons: 2
Coding region: 1-381 (126 amino acids)
Molecular function (GO): protein dimerization activity; DNA binding
Source: RefSeq, a predicted model, not a curated record